This is a messenger RNA of Micropterus dolomieu (smallmouth bass), 2632 nucleotides long. Its product is annotated as double C2-like domain-containing protein alpha. The transcript has 11 exons. NCBI's taxonomy places the organism in Eukaryota, Metazoa, Chordata, Actinopteri, Centrarchiformes, Centrarchidae. Bases 112 to 1425 code for a protein of 437 amino acids. The record is from RefSeq and is a predicted model, not a curated record. Gene Ontology annotation, cellular component: membrane.
GUUGAACUGUUGAACUCUGUGUAACCCGUGGCGAGAUAAUCCAGGCAGAUCACAGCCUGGGUCCCUCCUCUGCGCUUCCCCACUGGCACUGUCACUUCUACACCCAGCUCUAUGACUGUACGAAAAGGAAAAAGUUUAGCCAUCUCCAUCCAGGAGCACAUGGCCAUCGAUGUAUGUCCGGGCCCCAUCCGCCCUAUCCGUCAAAUCUCUGCCUACUUCCCUCGCCUCUCGCCCACUUCCUCCUUUUCUGAACCGCUCUCACCCAAUCAGGUGGCAGCUCCCGCUGCCCUCAGCCCUGGCGGCGUAGGCCAAGGAGGUGGGGCCGUUAGUGGAGGAGGGAGCAGCAGCCUGUUGUCACCACUGUUACCAGGGGUGGCGGGCGGAGGGGGCUCACUGUCAGCCAUGAGCAGCAUGGACACCUCCAUCGAGAUCGACAGCUGUGACAGCGAUGAUAACACCUCCUUGGGGACGUUAGAGUUUGACCUACUGUAUGAGAGAGCCACCAGCUCCUUACGCUGCACAGUCCUGAGAGCAAAGGGUCUGAAACCGAUGGAUUUCAACGGUUUAGCUGAUCCUUACGUCAAGCUGCACCUGCUGCCGGGAGCCUGCAAGGCCAAUAAACUGAAAACCAAGACUGUUCGCAACACACUGAACCCCGUGUGGAACGAGACCCUCACCUACUGUGGAAUCACAGAGGAAGACAUGUACCGCAAAACACUCCGGGUGUCCGUGUGUGACGAAGACAAGCUGACACAUAAUGAGUUCAUUGGGGAGUCGCGAGUGGCCCUGCGUCGUGUGAAGCCUGACCAGACCAAACACUUUAACAUCUGUCUGGAGCAUCCACCUCCUCUGCCUUCACCGACUGCGAUGAGCACAGCCCUGAGAGGAAUCUCCUGCUACUUGAGAGAGUGGGAGACUGAGCAGCAGAGAAGUCUAGAGGAGAGAGGCCGUUUACUGCUCUGCCUGCAGUACCUCCCCCCUGCUGGUGACAGCGAUGUGAAGGGAGAGGCCAAGGAGAGGGCUCGUGGCGGGCUGUGUGUGGGCGUCAAACGAUGCGCCCACCUGGCGGCUAUGGACGUCAAUGGCUACUCAGACCCUUACGUUAAAACGUACCUCAAGCCAGAUGUUCAGAAGAAAUCCAAGCACAAAACAGCGGUCAUAAAAAAGACUCUCAACCCGGAGUUUAAUGAGGAGUUCUUCUAUGAAAUCACCUUCUCAGAGUUAGCCACCAAGACGCUGGAGGUCACAGUGUGGGACUACGACCUGGGAAAGUCCAAUGACUUCAUAGGCGGCGUAUCCUUAGGGUGUCACUCACAGGGAGACACUCUGCAGCACUGGAUAGACUGUCUGAAGAACAAGGGCAAGAAGGUGGAGCGCUGGCACACGCUGACCAACGAGCUGCCGGGCUCCACACUGCAGGAAUGAACUGAUCCUCUUCCACUGCACUGACACUAGAGAGACCGAUCUGAAGACUCGGGAUGACGGGGGGCGCUUCAUCGCAUGCUCUGAGGAUUUUUUGCAUGACUAUGGAGGAUUUCAUUAUCCUACUUACUUUGUGUCAUAAAUGAGAACAUAAUUCAUAACAACAUACCCAAGGGGUCACAUUCAGAGAUCAAUAAAUACACCUGAUGCAAUUAUGGGGAACCACCCCCACUAUAUGAGAAUUUUCAUGCUCAUAUUCAUGGGGAUCCAUGUCCCUUUUUUGGAUUUAAAGUCAGUCUAAAUGCUCCAAACUGGUCAGAUCUCAAUCAACAAUUGAAAUCAUGCAAGAAAAUACAAACAGGGAGAAAGCUGAAUUAUUAUGCAGUUUGUCCCUUGUGUCAGGUUUACUUGAUCUUAUUACACCCGUCCUGUUCUUUUCAUUAAUUGCUGACAUUAAAACUCCAUUCUUAUGACCAUCUGUCUCACAGCGCACAUACCUCUCCCUUGCAAUAAUGUUUUGCCUAAUGCUUCCGAAGAUUGCCAAGUGGUCUUAAUACUGACAGACAUUUUGUCUCUACCGGUCUGAUCACCAUUGUAUUGCAGACAGCACAACCCAAUAAGAUAAUUGGUUCUUCCACUUUGAUGGUUUGUGUCAGUUAUUUGCAUGUUUGGUGUUGAUGGAGCAAACUAAAAAGACAAAUAUGUGCCAGGCUCUGCUGCAGGAUGAAAUAUUCAUCAUUGUAUUGUUCCCAAUUCUCCUGAAGUGUGUUGCUCUGAUUAACAAUAUAAUUUUUAUUUAAUUCAACAGUUUAAAAAAAAAAAUGUUGUUCACAGUUGUAUAAAUGUGUCCGCUUUAAUAUCACUGUGUCAGUUUCUUGUUGGUGACACAUUGAUGAACCAAAUUUUGCUUCUCAAGCCCUGAUUUGAUCGUAAGAGAACGGAAGCGAUUGUUUUGUGGAGAGAUGUGCAUGGUCGUACUCUGAAUACAAUCAUCAGCCUUUGUUGAAUAUCUAACUUACACAUAUGGAUGGUGUAAAGAGCACAGUGUUGUUUCCGCAGCUGCUGCUUGACUAUGAAUUGCAUUAACCAAGCUGCAGGUUUUGUCUCGGUCUCAUGUGGUUAAAGAGGCAUGCUGAAAACACCAGUGGUGUUCAUGUGUAAAUAUAUAUUGUGUGUCACUUGCUUUGGAUGUUUGUCUUUUGGAACUGAA